CUCUCUCUCUCUCUCUCUCUCUCUCUCUUUCCCACACGCGUGUGUGUGUUUGUACACAUGCAACAUUCAUUAUUUCCAUCCCCCCCUUAAAAAAGUUCUCAUUGCUACUAUGAUUGAUCAUGUUUAAAUGAGUAGUACCAUUAGAGACCUUAUAACAGAGAGACAGAGAGGAAAACGUGUGAUAUAGUACUGUUUGCGUGUGUGUGUGUGUGUUUUUUUUUUCUUUUUUUUUUUUUUGCAUGCGUGGAGGGAAAACAAAUCAAAUCCAAAAAUGGACAGUUUAUGGAUUUUGGUAAUGACAACAGCAGUUUUUUUGGCCGCCAUAAUUCUCUACAGGAACAACAGCAGGCUAAGAGGACUCAGAUCAUUCCACACAAGUCCAGUAACACUUCCUUUAGGCUCUCUUGGUUUGCCUUUUAUCGGUGAAACCAUUGAGUUUAUCACUUGUGCUUACUCUGACCGCCCUGAGACCUUCAUGAAUAAACGUCGCCGCAUGUAUGGAAAGGUGUUUAAGUCCCACAUAUUUGGGAGUCCAACGAUUGUUUCAACAGAUGCAGAAGUAAGCAAGGUUAUACUGCAGAGUGAUGCAAAGGUUUUUGUGCCUUCUUACCCGAAAUCUCUCACCGAGUUGAUGGGAAAGUCCUCCAUAUUGCUCAUCAAUGGAAGCUUACAAAAGAGAAUCCAUGGACUUGUUGGAGCCUUCUUUAAAUCUCCUCUGCUCAAAGCUCAAAUCACAAGAGACAUGCAAAAGUAUGUCCUAGAAUCAAUGGCAAAUUGGAGCUCUGACCGCCCCAUUUACAUACAGGAUGAGACCAAAAAUAUUGCCUUUCAAGUACUUGUUAAGGCAUUGAUUAACUUGGAUCCUGGUGAAGAAAUGGAGUCCCUAAAGAAACAGUUUCAAGAAUUCAUUGCAGGCCUAAUGUCAUUACCAAUAAACUUCCCUGGAACUAGGCUUUAUCGAUCAUUGCAGGCAAAGAAGAAAAUGGUUAAGCUAGUGAAGAAGAUUAUUCAACAUAGGAAAAACAGUGAAAUCUCCAAGGUUCCAAGUGAUGUAAUAGAUGUUCUGCUUAAUGACUCAAGUGGGCAAUUAACAGAAGAUCUAAUAGCGGAUAACAUGAUUGAUAUGAUGAUUCCAGGAGAGGAUUCAGUUCCUGUUCUUUUGACUCUUGCAGUAAAAUAUCUCUCAGACUGCCCUGCUGCCCUACAACAUUUAAUGGAGGAGAACAUGAAGUUGAAAAGACUCAAGGAACAACUAGGGGAGCCUUUGUGUUGGAGUGAUUACUUUUCUUUACCAUUCACACAAACAGUGAUUACAGAGACAUUAAGGAUGGGAAAUGUUAUUGUUGGGGUGAUGCGAAAGGCCAUGAGGGAUGUUGAGAUAAAAGGGCAUCUAAUACCAAAAGGGUGGUGUGCUUUUGCAUAUUUUAGAUCGGUUCAUCUUGAUGAAAGUAACUAUGACUGGCCGUACGAGUUCAAUCCAUGGAGGUGGCAAGAAAAAGACACAAGCAAUUGUAACUUCACCCCUUUUGGAGGAGGACAGAGGCUAUGCCCCGGGCUUGACUUGGCCAGAUUGGAAGCUUCCAUAUUUCUACACCACUUUGUCACUCAAUUCAGGUGGGUGGCUGAAGAGGACACCAUAGUUAACUUUCCCACUGUAAGAAUGAAGAGCAGGAUGCCCAUUUGGGUGAAACGAACAGGGGACCCGUAAAUAAGGCUUUUGUUUCCGCAGAAGAAAAGUUUUUUUUGUUUUUUUUUUGUUUUUUUUUUUGUUUUUUU
This is a messenger RNA of Morus notabilis, 1776 nucleotides long. RefSeq names its product 3-epi-6-deoxocathasterone 23-monooxygenase. Gene Ontology annotation, molecular function: heme binding; oxidoreductase activity, acting on paired donors, with incorporation or reduction of molecular oxygen, NAD(P)H as one donor, and incorporation of one atom of oxygen; iron ion binding. Gene Ontology annotation, biological process: brassinosteroid homeostasis; brassinosteroid biosynthetic process; sterol metabolic process. The coding region runs from base 272 to 1708 and encodes 478 amino acids. The transcript has 8 exons. The record is from RefSeq and is a predicted model, not a curated record. Lineage: Eukaryota; Viridiplantae; Streptophyta; Magnoliopsida; Rosales; Moraceae.